Messenger RNA from Cicer arietinum (chickpea), 2799 nucleotides. RefSeq lists its product as uncharacterized. Lineage: Eukaryota; Viridiplantae; Streptophyta; Magnoliopsida; Fabales; Fabaceae. The record is from RefSeq and is a predicted model, not a curated record.
AGAAAAUAAAAAGGAAGGGACAAAGUAAUAGUACUAUUCUUUGUGAUUUGAUUUGACUCGACUACUAUUACUCCUCCUCCUCCUUGUCUUCGACUCCUACGCCACUCUCCAUCCGUGAACUCCCUUAACCUUUUUUGCACUCGAAUUUAAUAUAAACUUCGUUCCGUUCAAUUCAAUAUAAGGUGCUUAAGGUUGUGUCUUUUAGCUUAAAGUAACCGCUACAGCAUUGCUUCUUCAACUCUAUAAUAAUAACAAUAAGAACAAUUCUCAGGGCAACUGAUAUAGUUGAAAGGUGAUUGAUUUUUGAAAAUCAUUGGAUAGAGCAAGAACAUGGCUGCUUCAUUAGAUGUUUGUUCAACUGAGGAUGCAGUUCAGGUUUUUCUACAACACUUGGUUGAUCCAUUUCUUCCAGAAAAAUCUUCUGUUCGAGAUAAUCCCACACUUUCUCAACAGCAAUUAAUUGCCAAACAGGUGCAUUCUGUUGUCUUGCUGUACAACUACUACCACAGGAAACAUCAUCCAGAACUAGAAUAUCUUCCAUUUAACGAAUUUUGCAAGUUGAGUGUGGUUCUGAGGCCAGCUUUAUUGGCAUAUAUGCAAUUUAUGCAAAAGGUAAAUGAAGUAGAGCUCAUUGAUGUGGAGAAGCAGCUAUCAUUAACAGAAAAAGUAAUUAUGGAUGCAUGCGAUGUCUGUAAACGUUUAGAUGCAUCAAAGAAUGUUCCUAAUAUAGAGGGAUGGCCCGUUUCAAAAGUUGCUAUCCUUUUAAUUGACAGUAAGAAGGAGAAGUGCUUUUUGCUGUUUGGUUCCAUCACUAGUGGGGUAUGGUCUGUGGUUGAAAAAAGUGUAGAUACCUCCAGCCAAAAUUCUGAAGUUACAUCAGGAACAAAAUUUACAUACAAAAGGAAAAGAGUCGUUAAAAAACCUGCAAAAGAUGAAAUAAAAGUUGAUGAAGAUGCACUUCUGCAAGUUGGGUAUUCUGCUGUAAAGGAAGCCACAGGUAUCAAUAACACUGAUAUCAUGCUUUUGGAAAGCCACACUGUCUAUUCUCAAAGCAAAGAGAAGGCAGCUUCUCGCUUUUUUAUAAUGCAGUGCUCCCAGUCAAUCAAUCAGGAGGUUAUUCAAGUCCCCCUCAAAGAUGUAAUUGAAAGCUUGCAGGGUCCUUUGGUCAAAAAGAAUUCUAGCAGUUGGACGAUCACUCCAGCUGUGGUUUACUUCCACGUGCUUCCUUAUUCUGAAAUAAUCUCACAGUGGAUUUCUAGAAAAGAAUUCUCAAAUAGUUUGCAAAAUUCAAGGGUAACCGCGAAAAAUAUGAUGGUCGACAUCCCUGAAGUGACAGAGUCCUAUAUAAGUAAGGACAUGCCUUCUGGUCUUGAUAGUAAGCCAAGCAAAGGUAAUAUUGAAUCUCUGGAGAAGAAAGAGAACAGCGGAAGCUGUACACUGAGACCAUGUGAUUCUAUCAAGGAGACCCGUGAGAUGGAUGUGGACAAAUCUCCAAUUUAUCCAUCUCAAAAUGAAGAAAAGUGUCAGAACAUCACCUAUGCUAUACAAAUUGAUGAAGAUGAAGAAAAAAACAAUCCAUCUGUGCAGUGUUACUCAAAUGGCUCCACCAGUGCUAUUCAGGCUAUGAAGGUUGAUUCGACACCGAUGCUCAUUGAUGAAGAUGGAAUCAACAAUAUCGCUUCUUGCAGUAAGCUUUCUGCUAAUAAACCAAAUACCUCAUAUGAAAAAGACACAACAGAUGCCUGUACUCGAAGUUCAAAUCAUUCUAACUCAGACACAGAGAAACUCCAAAGUCUUCAAGAUUCGAAAAAGAUACUGUCACGAACUGCCCUAUGUUCUCUAAUACGAAAGAGGAACGAGCUGGCCCUUCAGCAGCGCAAGGUAGAGGAUGAGAUCGCUAUUUGUGAUGAAAAAAUUGAGAGAAUGUUAACUGAUGGGAAAGAUAACUUUGAAUUGAAGAUAGAAUCCAUCAUAGAAGGCUGUAAUGGUGUAUUGGCAGCAAAUCAAGAAGGAAUGGGUAGACAACAAAGCUUCCCUUUUAAGAGCAAAAAUUUGUCAGAGAUGCAAAGUUCAUGCCAGGAUCUAGAUGAUGUAUGUCAUGAAAAUAAUUGGGUCCUACCAACUUAUCAUCUAUCUCAAUCAGAUGGUGGAUUCCAAGCUAAUGUAAUUGUUAAUGAAGUCAAGUAUCAGUGUGCAGAUGAUGGUAACUUGUGUUCCACUCCUCUUGAAGCAAGAGAAUCAGCUGCUGCUCAGAUGUUGGGUAAAUUAAGAAGUAUGGCAAAAUUAGCCAAGUAGUGUUUGAAGCAUAGAAAAUGCAUGGUUCCCUAGUGGUUGUUGGUUUUUCCAUGUAGUGUAGAAUAUUUAGCAAUACGAAGAAAACUUCAUGUUCCCAUGGUUGUACUCUAUGGAAUCAUCGAUGGCUAUGUGAAACGGGAAUUGCUUGUGUCAAUCGAAUUUGAAUGCAGAGUACAGAGUUAAUUGCUUGCAGCGUGCUAAAACGAGACUAGAUUAGAUGGGAUCAACACUGGUUCUUCUCGGAAUGACUUCGUGUUUGUUAAGUUACAUUAUCAUUGUUAGAAAAAAAAUUAACUUCGUAUGACUGCAGCUACUAUUUUGCAGAGUUUGCCUGUGAAAAUAUUUUCACUAAACUGCAAGGAAGGAGAAAAGCAAAAUGCUAUGCUGUAUGUUAUAGAAGUACGAAAAACACUAUGCUAAUUUUUUUUCCUUCCACUUCAUGUUUUAUAUAUCUAAUAACAAUGUAUGAAUAAAAGAUGGUGAAUGGUCAAAUCAACUUAGUAA